Messenger RNA from Trametes versicolor FP-101664 SS1, 3442 nucleotides. RefSeq names its product WD40 repeat-like protein. Gene Ontology annotation, cellular component: GID complex. The coding region runs from base 80 to 3229 and encodes 1049 amino acids. Gene Ontology annotation, molecular function: protein binding. The transcript is spliced from 19 exons. The record is from RefSeq and is a predicted model, not a curated record. NCBI's taxonomy places the organism in Eukaryota, Fungi, Basidiomycota, Agaricomycetes, Polyporales, Polyporaceae. Gene Ontology annotation, biological process: proteasome-mediated ubiquitin-dependent protein catabolic process.
CUUACGAACCUAGACGACUGUACGACUGUAUUUGACGAUCACACAGCACUGGAUCCCAUACCAGUAUCAUUGCCGAGACAUGGGCAGAGGUUCCACAGAUAACACGGCAAAUCCGAACGAUUUGACCGGGAUUCCAGCGGGUCCUACCACGGAGCAACAGGGCACUCGCGGACACAAAAGAAAGCAGACAUUGCUGAGCUUGUUGGACGCGUUGGCUGAGCUGAGCAAGGAUGAGGAACUCGAUGGACUGAUUCCCAACCAACAACCAAGCUUCGAGGAUGAUCGUGACGUUCCGACUGUGGAUGAACACUUGCAAAAGGUCGGCGCCGAGGCCUUCAACAAGUUCCAGAGACGCGUGAUGAACCUAGACAAAGAGCUACGAAACUUUGCCAAUGCUGCACGGCAACUCGGGUCGUCUGUCGGCAUUCUCUCCUCGUCAUAUCACUUGCGAGGGCGGCUUGCGCAGAUCCUCUACCUGUUCCGCGAGAAUGCCGCCGACCUGUUCCCUCGCAAGGUCUCGCGGCAGUCGCGCGAGUCGAUCACCAGCACCAGCCCCUCGCAUUUCCGUGUCAAGGGCAAGCGCCAUCGGGCCCCUCCGCACGUCCACAACCCUAUAGUUAUGGAAAAGCUGGAGCCCGAAGACUUCCCAGAGCAACUGCAGAUGUUUGCGCAGGAUGUCACCACGUUCCUAGACUGCCUGAACGAGUUCCCGGAGUUUACAGAUGAAGCCGUUAAUUCAGCUAUCUUAGCGCUUGAAGGCGAUCUAAAGUAUUGGGCUUCGUGCUUGAAGGCAUACGAAGGACAAUUCAAGUAUCCCGCGGUUCAGCGCUACCUGCACGAUCUGAGCUCAGAGAUGGGCGAGCACAUCGACAAUAUCACCUCAUCCCUGUCGGUCUUCAUCGAGAUAGGUGUGCCGACGAUUCGAUUUGCGCAGAAGCACGCCAGCCAGAACCUGUUGAACCUCAGUACGGUGGCGACCUUCUUCAGUGCUGUCACUGCCACAACUAUGCAAUUCUCGUUCGAUACAACGGACUCGAAGCUGGCGAACGCGGUCAACUCGUUCUGGUUCACUUCUCUGGUGUUCAGUAUUGGCGCUGCUGUCAAUAGUCUGCUCGGAGUGACGUGGAAGCAGGCGAUGUAUCGUUCGCCCGGUCAUCGAGUGCCGUGGUGGGUGCUUAUCUGGAUCAAGAGGUCGCCGCUUGCUUUCCUUGUCUUGUCCGUCGCGUGCUUCUCCAUUGGUCUCGUCCUCUUCGCAUACUCCUCGGGCCAGCAUCAAGUGACCUGCACCCUCACCACGGUCUUCUCGGCGUGCAGUAUAGUUGGCCUCACAGCCGUCUCUGCAUGGUUCGCAUCGGAGCGCUGGACAUUCUCGCGGCACCACGGCACCAAGUGGCUCGCCGACGUCCUUUCCGAGACCCGUGUCAGGGUGAAGUCCACGCGCGGUAUCCGGUGGCUUAUCUACGAGCCCCGCGCGUGGGCGUGGGCAGGUUCGCGGUGGACGCAGCAUCACUUCCGCAAGCUCAGUGACGCCGUGUCGGAGCUCAGCGCGCGCACCAUCUCCCGACUCAACUCAGAUUCCGACGAGAAGCUUGCGGACACCGAACGCGGCGUCACGCCUGUCUCGCCCCUCCCAGGAUGCACCAGCCCGGAGCCCCUCUCGCCCAUCAUCAUGCGCCGCGGUGCGUCCGACAGUGGUCCGCUACUGCCGAUUGCGGAGGUGCGCACGAACACCGCGAUGUCGGUUGGCGGCGAGGAAGAUGGUACGGCGAGCAUCAUGAGCGACACCGUCGGGCCUCUACCGGCUCCUGGUCGCGGACGAUUCGCGAACGCUGUACGCGCGGUGAUCAAAAUGCGCGCGGCGUCGACUGCGUUCCCUGUGGACGGACGUAACCCGCGUCGCCAGCGGACGAUGUCGUCGGACGGAAUCGGGUCGGCAUUGGAGCCGGUAGGCGUGCUGAAGACCUCGCGUGUGGGCACGCUGGUACCGAAACUGCGCAGCCUGCAUCCGACGCAGUCGUUCGAGGCGCAUUUGGCACUGGUGCGGCACCUGCAGUUCUCGCCGAACGGCAAGUUCUUGGCCACUUCCAGUUGGGACAGGACGUCGGUGAUCUUCAAAGUCGGCGUAAGUAAGAACGUGCACGGUCUGGCUAGCGUACCAAUCGGUGCACAGGAAACCUUCACGUCGCAUCGUAUCCUGGCGCACCCGCAAGGCUUCGUUGGACAGGUCGCCUGGUCACCAAGCGGACAUUUGCUGCUUACCAAGCUCGGCCGUGGCGUCAAGAUUUGGACGGAGGACGGUGUGUGCAAACGGACAAUCGACCGGCGUCGGAAUGUGCAGUCGAUAACGUGGAUGCCUGGUGGCGAAGCGUUCUUAUCUGUUGAGGGCAGCGAUGUGACAAAAUUGGAUUUGAACGGAACGGUACUCGCAACAUAUCACUUCGACAGAAUGGUUUUGCACGACGUCGCAGUGACGCAGGACGGCGUGCGCAUGGUAUGCGUCGGUACACUCACGGCAUCUUCGGACGGCUUCCACCCAAGCAAAUGCAGGGCAGAGAAGCAGAUCAUAGCAUACAACAUGGUGAAGUCGGAAAUAGAGAACCGGGUCCCUGUGCUGCAUGAGGUUCGUGAUAUCACCUUGGCUAGGAAUGACCAGGUCGCCCUGGUCAGCUACGAGAAUAAGGCACCACCUCAAUUGUGGAAACUCGACCCAGUCAAGGACUCUGUUCGGCUCUCACUCAGACAUACGUACAUGCCAAAGGUCACUGUCGAUUUCGCUGGCCCUAGCUACUUCGGAGGCAAGAACGACCAGCUGGUACUCUGCGCUGGAAAGGCUGGCGACAUCCACAUUUGGGACCGAGAAUCUGGAACACUGCUGCAACACAUUCGCGCACAAACCGUCGGCGGCGACCUCACCUGCAUAGCCUGGAACCACGCUUGGGACACCUUCAUGUUCGCGACCGGCAGCCACGACGGUGGCGUGCGGAUCUGGACGACCCCACCGCACAUUACGGGAUCUAUCGAGAGUUCGGCCGUACCGUCGCGCGGAACAACCACCCCUGCGAACACCCCACGGACGAUGUCUCCCGCGCCGUACGACGCCGACUACCGGACAGAUAGCCCAACAGGACAGACAGAAUCCGCGUCCCCUGAAGGCUCUCUCCAACCGACUUCGCAAAAUGCUUUCGGGACGCCUUCAGUCACGCUUCGCCCGGCCGCACCGUCCAGCUAGCCCGGAGCCCUCCCGUUCUCCUUUCUAUUCUCAGGGCGGUAGCCCGUUAAAUGGGCCCUCUGGUAUGUGCAAAAGUAUGUCGCAUCAUGAUGACCGUUCUGUUAGAUCUCUGUCUGUACUACUACAACGACGCUUUACGUUUUAUGGCUCUCCGAUGACUCUACGCAUAUCUCAUGUUUACAUGUACCUGUACGCACUAGAAAUUCACAUAUU